Messenger RNA from Sander lucioperca (pikeperch), 1666 nucleotides. RefSeq lists its product as uncharacterized. The record is from RefSeq and is a predicted model, not a curated record. The coding region runs from base 367 to 1494 and encodes 375 amino acids. NCBI's taxonomy places the organism in Eukaryota, Metazoa, Chordata, Actinopteri, Perciformes, Percidae. The transcript is spliced from 3 exons. Gene Ontology annotation, molecular function: nucleic acid binding.
GUAUUUCUGAAUUGCUAAAACACUAAAAUCCAUUUGCAAAACCAAAGUUGCAAGUGUACAAACCACUUUAUUGAUUGAAUCACACAGUUUGCAGAACUUUAAACACUUCUCAUGUGGUUAGACACAACUAGCAAAUUGGAAUCACUCUUUGUGCAAAACUGUAAACACAGUCAUUCACAAAGCACAUGUAGCAUUGUGGUGCACUUCAACUCAAAAUGGAACAAUACAGCCCCCAAAAGUGAAACACAAGCAACACACUGUUGUCAUCGGUAACACACAAGCACUCAAAAGUGAACACACCUGUUUCAAAUCAGUAAUGUGUUGCACCUAAUCAGUAAUCAGGACAUAAAGCCAUGUCAAAUCCAAAUGGCAUGUGUGAUUUUCACAAUGGAGGGCAGGAGAGAAGGUGGAAGUGGAAGUGGAAGUGGAAGUGGAAGUGGAAGUGGAAGUGGAAGUGGAAGAGGAAGUGGAAGUGGAAGUGGAAGAGGACGAGGAGAAGGAAGAAAUGGAGGAGGAGGAGGAGGAGGAGGAGGAGGAACAAGAGCCAUCAUUUCCAAUGAAAUUAGAGCAAAAAUCAUACACCAUGUUCUGGUUCAUGGAAUGAGUAUGAGGGACGCAGGACUACGUGUUCAACCAAAUAUAAGCAGGUUCUCUGUGGCCCCCAUUGUCAGGACAUUCAGAGAAGAGAACAAAAUUGAAAGACUGCCACAUGCCGGUGGAAGGAGAGGUAUGUUCUCACAACAGCAGGAGACCAUUAUUGUCAAUAUGGGCCUUCAAAAUAAUCUCAUUCGUCUGCGUGAAAUACAACAGCGAGUUGAGGAAGACAACGUGAAUUUUGAAGGAAUCAACAGCGUGAGUCUCUCCACAAUUGACCAUGUCCUGAAACGCAACCUGAUAAGUCUCAAACAAGCCUACAGAGUACCAUUUGAGAGAAAUUCUGAAAGGGUAAAAGAGCUACGAUAUCAAUAUGUACAAAGAAUGUUUCAACUGGAUUCCAUGGAGAGGCCUCAUGAGUGCAUCUUCUUGGAUGAAGCUGGCUUUAAUCUUAAGAGGAGAAGGAGAGGCUGCAACAUUAUUGGUCAACGUGCCAUUGUAGAGUUGCCAGGGCAGCGUGGUGGCAACGUGACCAUAUGUGCUGCCAUCAGCAGCUACGGGGUUAUUCACCGCCAUGUGACUGUAGGGCCUUACAACACUGCCCAUCUUAUGACGUUUCUGUAUGCUCUACAGGAAGCACUACUGAGACGUGAACAGAGAGGUGAUGAGCAGGCAGAGCAUCCCAUGUAUGUGGUAAUCUGGGACAAUGUGAACUUUCACCGUGGUCCUAGAAUUCGUGAGUGGUUUGAAAAUAACCCACAUUUUAUAAAUGUGUGCCUCCCACCAUACUCGCCCUUCCUUAAUCCCAUUGAAUCAUUUUUUUUCUGCAUGGAGGUGGAAGGUCUGACAGAAAUCCUUAUGCAAGGAAAAUCUCAUUCAGUCAAUGGAUGCCGCAUGUGACAACACUGGAGUGGAAGCGAUUCAAGGUUGGAUUCGGCAUGCUAAAGGAUUCUUUCCCCGUUGUUUAGCAAGGGACAGGAUUGCCUGUGACGUUGAUGAGGUCCUGUGGCCUGACCAUCCCCACAGGCAUGAUGCUGAGGCAGAAUGAUUCCAAGACAUUGCUUAUUUUGUU